GACGCGUCGUCCAUCACCACACCUCCUGCCUCCCGUCCGUCAGUAGACCAGAGUUAGAGCAAAAAGGAACGAUUUUCGUAAAAGUUUAUUCACUUUCUUCGCAUCAUCCACCCACGCAAAAAGCACCUAGCGCGCUUCGUGGAAACAGUCUCCGGAUUCGUCGCGAUUCGAAUAUUACCAAGUGAUAGGAAUAAUAUAUUUUGGAAGGUCACUUUUUCGGUGCUUGACGUAGCACUUCGGUUCGGUCUAUAAAUAAAAAAAGGCAAUGACAAGCUGAAGGGACGUCGACGACGGAAUAAAAAUCAAUCAACAGCUUACUUUGUGUGCAGUCUGGAAGUGGAUCCGGAGAGGUGUUCAGUGCGUUUGAAUUAUAAUUUGUUAAUCGUCAUUGUGGUAUUUAUUGAUUGGCUAUUCUAGUAGGUAGUUCUAGUUAUAUAAGUAGGAAAGUGUUGGAAGUUCCCGAAGGAGGAUUGUUAAGAUAAGUCUCACAAGAUGUCCGGAAAAAGUAUUAUGAGCAAAUUUGUGAUACGGAACAUUGUCCAGAUGGUGGUCAAUUGUUCGUACGUCUGCGUGUUCUACCUGAUGCUGCUGAGCUUACUGGACACGGCGGGGGUCGGAGCGAACAAGCUCCCCGAGGAGGACAUAUCGAUGGCGACGGAGACCAACAAUGCCGACAUCGGAAGCAGCGACAUGCCCGCGGACAAGUCCGGUGGAUUCUUCAACUCCGACGUGGGCUUCGUCCAUGGUUUCAUCGCGUCGUUCUCGGUCAUCAUCGUGUCGGAGCUGGGCGACAAGACCUUCUUCAUCGCGGCCAUCAUGGCCAUGCGGCAUCCCCGGCUGACGGUGUUCACCGGUGCGAUCGCUGCCCUGGCCCUGAUGACGGUCCUGUCGGCCGUGUUCGGCAUGGCCGCCACCAUCAUUCCCCGGGUGUACACCUACUACAUCUCGACGGCGCUGUUCGCGCUGUUUGGGCUGAAAAUGCUCCGGGAUGGGUACUACAUGUCGGCCACCGAGGCCGCCGAAGAACUGGAGGAGGUGCAGUCGGACAUCCGGAAGCGGGAGGACGAGUUGAUGCGCUCGAUGAACGGCAACCGCAAGGAAACAGUCGAACUGGUUCCUCUCAACGAACAUGACAAUAGUAGCAAGGCUCAUUCGUCGCCGGAUCGUACCGUCGGCGGCGGCAACGGGAGCACCAUGAAUGGAUCGCUCCACUCGCUCGUCUCGAACGCUCACCGCGAGGUGCCUGGGUCCCAAACGAUUCGCCUGUCUGCGUCGGCGACGCACCUGCAGGGCUCGAAUCAGCAUCUCCCCAGCCAUCAUCCGCAUCAUCUCAGUGAUAGUAGCACUAGUAUUAGUAGAAAUAAGCUCGGUUCGUCGAAAAGUCUUGCCGUAACGAUCGGCGAGCAGAACGAACAACGCCAGCGGACGCGAUCCGGCAUCGUGGCCAACGGAGGAAUCAAUGCGACCGGUGCGGGCACCGGCGCCAAUGGGGUCAUCUCCGAUGGAAUCGACGUUACUGCGGUCGGCUCAACCGGGUCCAUCAACCAAAGCAAACGGCUGGAACGUGAAACGUCGGCCACCGUCGUCCAGGACGCCGAAACGGGCGUCAUCCGCAAGAACAAGCAACGCAGCGCGUGGAAUCUUUUGCUCCGAAUCUUCAUGCAGGCCUUCACGAUGACAUUCCUGGCGGAGUGGGGCGACCGGUCCCAGCUGACCACGAUCAUCCUGAGCGCCCGCGAAAACGUGUACGGUGUGAUCAUCGGUGGCGUAAUCGGACACGCCAUCUGCACCGGGCUCGCCGUGAUAGGCGGCCGGAUGAUCGCGCAGAAAAUCUCCGUCAGAACUGUAACCCUCAUCGGUGGUGUCGUUUUCCUGGUAUUCGCGGUCAGUGCACUGUUCUUCAGUCCCGAGGAGGAACCCGUCAAAGUGUCGCCUUAGUGAGGAGAGAAAGCGAGAAAACAAAACAGGACCCCGCCCUUCAAAGAACACAGGAUAAUGACCAUUCUUAGCCCUAGGUAUAUUAACUUUAGUUAGGCUUACUUUUUACCACCACCCAUCGUGAAGCAUUACAGUGCUAUUACCGUACCUUUAUGCAGUUAUAGUUUAUUUUCAUUUGUCAGACACCACCCCUCAAUGUGAAUAGUCCAUCGUCGAGCCGAUUGUAAGAAAUGAUAUUAGUUUUUUUUUUCUUUAGAAACGCUUAAGUCCAAACGGUGAAACACACUGAAUUUGUAAGAUGCAAUAAAAAAAAUCUUUGUAAAACAUACAACCUGGCUGUUAAUGUACGAAAUUCGAACAAAUGUUGUAGAAUGAAUUGGAAUGUACUGAUUUGUGGAUAUUGGGGAUACUAAUUCACCACAAAUGACGACUAUUUGGAGCUAUCCCUUUUCAAACGUAGCAGGUACGUGAACUGCAUUUUAGACGUCGACUGCAGGAAAUUACGCAGCUGUUUAACCUACAAUGUUACACUUGAAAUUGACAGGCAUGGUUUUCGAUGCCAUUAUCUGCACAUGGCCCAAUCAGUUCUUGCGUUUUUGUGUACAGGUAAAAACGACGUGAUAAAUCAUACCUAACUGAUGUGCUCUGAUAACACUGGAAAUGUAUUAAUUGGUUAGAAAAGAUGUGAAAAUAAACUAUGUUCACCAUUGGAAA
Aedes albopictus (Asian tiger mosquito) is the source of this 2652-nucleotide messenger RNA. Its product is annotated as putative divalent cation/proton antiporter TMEM165. The transcript has 5 exons. The record is from RefSeq and is a predicted model, not a curated record. Lineage: Eukaryota; Metazoa; Arthropoda; Insecta; Diptera; Culicidae. Gene Ontology annotation, cellular component: Golgi apparatus. Gene Ontology annotation, biological process: calcium ion transmembrane transport; manganese ion transmembrane transport; Golgi calcium ion transport. Gene Ontology annotation, molecular function: manganese ion transmembrane transporter activity; calcium ion transmembrane transporter activity. The coding region runs from base 493 to 1938 and encodes 481 amino acids.